Molecule: messenger RNA, 1185 nt
Organism: Ziziphus jujuba (common jujube)
Lineage: Eukaryota; Viridiplantae; Streptophyta; Magnoliopsida; Rosales; Rhamnaceae
Product: NAD(P)H-quinone oxidoreductase subunit N, chloroplastic
Exons: 4
Coding region: 179-871 (230 amino acids)
Cellular component (GO): membrane
Molecular function (GO): oxidoreductase activity, acting on NAD(P)H, quinone or similar compound as acceptor
Source: RefSeq, a predicted model, not a curated record
AACUUAUUGAACUGCAAGUAAUCUUCCAUCCAAUUUUCACCCCAAAAACAAAACAAAAAAAAGUAACCUUCUAUCCAAUUUUCAUUUCAUUUCUCAUUAUGGCUUCAUCUCACCAGAAGCUAUCACCAUUUAUUUCGUGGGUUAGAAACUUAGAAAAGAACACAGAGCAAAAGAUAAAAUGGCAGCAACGACAAGCUGCUUCAAGCAUGGAAUCCCUGUCUUGGCCAGUCCUCAGCAGAACCACCCACCGAGCCACAACUGCAUGGUAAAUGUAAAGAUGGUGGGUAAGAGGGACAUGAUGUUGAUGGGAGCGAGAGGAGGAUAUGAAAAUGGCAAGAUUUCCAAGAGGUUUGGCAUGGUGAGGUGUAGCGGGAUCGGGAUAGGGGACUUCAUUGGUGGAGAUUUGUUGAGACCUGAUUUGGGUCAAUGGCUUUCCGAUGUAGAAGAGCAUAAGGCUCUUGCCAUUUACAGUCCACAUGAGGGAGGCUAUGAGGGUCGAUACCUGAACCGUCUCAGAUACCAAGGCUACUACUUCCUAGACCUCACCGCCCGGGGUCUUGGCGAUCCUGAGACCACCCUCACCAAGAUUCACCCUGUUUGCCCUGCUCAUGUGGGCAAGCAGCCAAUAGCAAGGUGGUAUUUUCCACCAGAGGUUGAUUACAGACUGGAUGCAUUGCCUCCGAAUGCCAAAGGCCUUGUGGUCUGGAUUAUUGAAGCCAAGGUUCUGUCCAAGUCUGAAUUACAGUUUCUUGCUUUACUUCCGACUCUCAGGCCAAAAGUCCGGGUCAUUGCUGAGUGCGGAAACUGGAGAAAAUUCAUGUGGAAGCCACUUAAAGAAAUUGCUGGACUAGCUGCUAAUGAGGGGGCAUGAGAACAACCGUGUGCAAUAGCAGACCAGAAGUCCACAGUUUUUAUGGUCACCACAUAUGCUGAGGCUGUUCUCCCCUGACGGUUUCUAAGCUGUACUGCAGAGGAGAAGCAAAUCCAUAGAAAACAAAACGGGCCAAAUAUUUACAAUAAGAAUUGUCUAAAGUAACUGCAUUAUAUUGAAUUGUUGGAAGUACAUAACAGUUCUCCUGUCUAAAAUUACUACUUUUUUUAACCAUGUAACAACACAGUCCCACCGCCUUGUAUAUUAUUGUUUGUAUCUUUGAAUUGAUAAGUUAAAGAGAGGAGCUUUCAUUA